Aplysia californica (California sea hare) is the source of this 1898-nucleotide messenger RNA. RefSeq lists its product as uncharacterized. Gene Ontology annotation, biological process: proteolysis. NCBI's taxonomy places the organism in Eukaryota, Metazoa, Mollusca, Gastropoda, Aplysiida, Aplysiidae. Gene Ontology annotation, molecular function: metalloendopeptidase activity. The record is from RefSeq and is a predicted model, not a curated record.
CCCCCCCCCCCCCUCCUUUUUGUGAAAUUAAACAAAUGCUGUUUACAACAAAAAAGAAAUCGAGAUCGCUACAGACUUCAGGGAAUCUUAUAGCAUUUUAGAAAACAAAAACUAAAUAAAAUUGGUUCCCGCAUUCCUUCAUACAUAUCUGUCUACGACAUACGUACUUCCCUUCCACAAUUACCUGUAUACGACGAUAUAGUCGAUUCCAUACACGCAGCCUGUCUACGAUAUCCCUGCUUCGUCCAGCGGUUGACCUCGUCAGAUUUCCCUCUUGGUUCAUUCGAGAAGUACAAUGACCAAGUUUGGACUAUUUCCUUGCCUGGCUCUUCCAGUUUUGGUUAUUCAGAUCUCACUGGUGUACUCAAUCUCAGUCCACCUAAGCUACAACUCUUCAGACCUCGCAGACAGCGAUAUCCCAGAGGUAGUGAACAUUUCCAUCAGUUCCAACGCAGAUGUGGUCACAAAACUUGAGCUGCUACGAAUUCCAGAACAUUCGCCCAAUGUGCCUUUGUACACCCUCCGUGUGGGGGCGGACGGGGAGUACGAAUAUCGAAAGGAGAAACUCAAAGACAGACAGGAUCUGGCGUAUUACGCAGACGCAAGCAAAGACGCCGUUAUACAAGUGACCAAACUGGGCAAUAUGAAGGGCGGGAAACCUCACCUGCUUCUGCACCUGAACUGAAAAAGAUAGUUCAAGAAAAAAUCCAGCCUGAGGAGCAACAACCACUUCUGUCUUUCUUCAACCAAGCAACUCUGAAGAAAAUUCCUCCCUCGUUGAAAAUGAACGGCAAAAUUACAAAUAGAAAAGAUUCACCCAUUCCACCAUCUACUAGUGGAAAGCGUUACCGACGACAAGCAAAUACAUACUAUGUGGAUGUGGUUGCAGUUGUUGACUACGCAAUUUACAAAAGGUUUUUGGAUGACGCGGAUAACAGAGAGGAAGCUUUGGAAGACAUUCGGGAAUAUUACGCAUUUAUGUUUACUGGUGUGGACCUUCGCUAUCAGAGCAUCACGUCUAUGACUUCCAACAUCCGAGUCAGACUCACCAAAGUGGUCGUAACAGAGACGACCCAGGCGUCCUCGUUCACAGAACAGUACCGUUUAGCAGACGACAAGUGGGACGAGGUGGACGCCACCCUGGCUCUUUCAGCCUUCAGGGAGUUCGCCAGUGGGAAGGGCGGGGAGUUCCUCUUUCCUUAUGACCACGCCACUGUCUUCACGGGGUACGAUUUGACAUCCACCACAGGAACGACCAGCACCAAUUCCACCACAGGCCUGGCGUAUACCUCCACUCUAUGUCGCACUGACGGCUACAGCGUGUCUGUCGUGGAAGACCUGGGAGGUUUCCAGGCAGUGGACACAGCAGCUCAUGAGCUCGGACACAGGAUGUCGAGACAACCCCAACAUUUUGGUGAAUGGCGUUGCAUGCUCUGCUGCCGUGAGCAGAAGUCCACUGCUUUGUUACCAGGACAAUGUUCUGACGGAGUGCUGUCAGUCGUGCAGUCUCGUACACACGGGGGUCGAAGGUUGUGAGUACGGAGACCGCUACACCCAGUGCCGCGCAGUCACCACCUGUAGGGGAAUAGAGCGGGAGUGUUGUCAGACCUGCGCCUCCCCCACAACCCCCACGACAGAAAGACCCACCACCAGGAUAACCCCAAGGACCACCGCUAGGACCACCAGGACACAGACCCCACGGUCCACCCAGACGACACCCACCCGGCCCCAAACUACAGCCUCCACGCCGCAAAGUCCAGUAUGCGUGGACGGCGUAUUUGCACCCAACGGCAAGACGUGUUCCCGAGCUAUACAGGACUCCCGGAGUCUGUGCUACAGGGCUGAGGUUCGAACCGCGUGCUGUGCGUCGUGCCGGCGGGCGCACAGCGGGGUGCCAG